AAUGAAGGAAAAAUAAAAGAUAAAGAUAAUAAAGAAAAAAAAAAAUUUAUUUAACUAAUAAAAAUCCAAAUACAAUAAGAAAAAGAUCUAGUUUUUUUUAUUCCCCCACAAGCAAAGAUGUUAAGACCAUAGAAGUUUUGGUUGUCCUAAUUAUGAAAAUAAAUUAGUUCAGCAGUUACGGUAAUAAGCAAAAUUAAUAAUUGUUAGAAUGUAAUCGUUACCUGUUUUAAUGAUUACAUAGAAUCAUUUUACUACAAAAUUACUUAUCAGAGACAAUGUAAGUUACGACAUAUGAAUAAUCUCACAUCUUAUAUUACUAAAUUGCGUGGCAGAUGAACACGUCUGAACGUGUAAAAGUCUAUGAGGAUUAGAUGCCUGAACAUUUUCUUAAUAAGCGCAAAAGCUGACUAAUGCACAGCCAAUUAAUUUCUAAUGACUCUUGAGAAAAAAUGACCGGAUCGUUACCCUCGUCGACCUUCACUAUAUCUGUAUGUACGUAAUAGGAGGCGUACAGGAUGUUUGAUAUAAGUAAUAUAUAUCUGGCAGAAGGUAUAAGGUCAGCAGCAGUUGCAACUAUAAGGUCAGUUGCACAUUGUGCGUAUUGCAUUCUGUAGUUUCCAGGACUGUCAGUGGUAGCAGAAACGUAGGUCAGCUGGAGGUGUGGCUGGUUCAGGUAUCUUUGGAAAGUAAAUUGAAAGCAAUCGAUGAAUCACGGUAAAAGUAGCAAGUGUAAUCAAAGCGAUAGUAAAAGCAAGUAAUACUGGGUAUACAUAUGUAUAUAUACACGUAUAUUCGAAUCGUAUUUUAUCGGAUUCGUUAUCUGGCAAUAAAUAUUCUAUGAUUACUCCUACUAAAUGUCAAUCAUUUUAAUAGUGGAAGUCAUAAUUUCUAUAAGUCGUACAAGAUGAUAUGUUCUUUAUAACUUUUAGGAAAAUCGUUAUCGCGGCUGAUCUAUAGAAUAAUUUUUUCUUAAUUUAUUUGAUGAAAAGGUAUAGAUUAAGUAUUGUUACUCAUCAACGAAUUCUAUUUGGCGUUUGAAUAAUCUCAUAGAUUGCUGGGGACUUGUCGAUAAUUAAUAUUUAGCUCGAUUAAUAAAUGAUUGCCAGUUAUUAAGAUUGACGUGAGAUGACGCCACGCGGGUUAUUCUGUUUCUAGUUAUAGCGUCGGUACGCUAUAUAUGAAAUCUCGAGCAAUAUCGUGGAUACAAUAACAGUUGUAUAUCUUACACAACCUAAUAUUUCUAUUAAACGUUUAUUUGACCGCGGGCGAUGACCAAAACCUUCACUCACGUCUAAGGUAUUUGUAAGAGGUUUUUUGUAUUGUGUUAAUGUUAUUCCGGACCACGAGUAUAACCCUGGAAUUCCUUGUCGGGACAUAUGAUAAGUGUUACACAUGUGUCUAUUUUAGAUUGAUUCUUUGAUGAUAAGAAUUAAGAAUUAAAUAAUUAUAACAUGUAACUUAAUCGAAUUGUUAUAACAAUAAUUGUUGUGAUAUUAUUAACGCAGACUUAAAGUAACGUACACUGUUAUAUGGUGAAAUUAUUUUCCUUGAUAUAUGAUGAUUGUUCGGAUCGGAUUCAGAUUACGGAAGAUAAACAAGUAGGGGGUAACGUAAAAUUAUUUAAUAUAGUGAAGGAUAAUCGAUAAAACGAUGUAAUGUUGUCGCAAUAAUUGUGCAACAUUCGAAAGCUGCAUGGUCGAAGCAGGUUUUGGCGGAGUCAGUGAUUCGCGAAACAUUAUGCGCGCGCAGUGUCAACUUGAAAUUACUGUCGGUAAAACCCGGAACCGGAUAUUACAUUUUAAAACUGAAAAUAUAUACCAGUCGAUUUAUGUUAAUAUUAUACAGUGUGAAAAUAAGACUGCUUGUAAUCUCAUCCAUCAGGAAUUGGUGCAUUGUCUUGACCUCCAAUGUGUUCUCAGCUCCGUGUUAGACAAUAUAUGUAUAUAUAUGUGGAUCCGGCUUGGAGAAGUGGAAUUUCGCACGUCAAUGGUUCACUCGCAUUUUAUCGCCCUUGAAGGCGGACACAUUAGCCUCGUGGAAGUCUGGACUGCGUUCCGUUGACGAGACCGGCAAGAUCCAGCAUCCGCGUCCAACGUUCUUACCAAAAAAGAAAGGAACUCAUGGGAACCUUGAUGAGCCAAAUCUAAAGAAAAGAAAUGUAGCAGUUCUUCUCCUAUUUCUUCCUGGUAUUUCAAGAGACACCUCUUCCCUUGCUGAUCCAUCUUGUUGUGCAACCAUACAGUCCAGUUCUGUGUAUACUAGUAAGCGGGUAUUUCCAUGGCGACAGAGUCCACUUCAAUGGUGUUCCAUUCAAGUCGAUUUAAUGAUGAAAUCCAUUGAAAGUGAACUUCAGCCAAGUAGUAGGAUACUAAUGAAAUUUACGAAGGCCGUACAAAUCAAUUGACUCACAUCUGAAUCAGUGCCAAUUGUUAAACUAAAAGAUAUCCGUGAUAAAAAGUAUUAGCUGGUCGUGUGCCUGAGUUAUAUGUAUUAAUUUGAGGCAACUGAAUGGAUAUAUUGUCAAAAGCAUCAAACAUCUUACUAUCAACCUACACACGCUGAGGAGAUGUAAAAAGGAAGACGAACAUAACUUUCUGUAUGGACCACCAAGGGGGCCAUAGCUAGAAAAACGAUUGGAAAUUAUCUAAGACAUUUUAGAAAAUAUACGACGUAGUAACAUUCAACAAUUUCGUGAAGAAGUCUAAUAUCAUCAGGGUUCUUUAAUCUUGUCUAAAGAUCAUCUUCAUCGAUGACGGGAAAUUGUGAUAUGGGGUUGAAUGAAUUAGGAUAGGCCAGGGAAACUAGUCCUGCCGGCUAGGUGACGUCGACCGAUUAUGAAGCGCGUUUGCAGGAAUGAAACAAAUAGGCCGGCGACUUUCACCGUUGCUACGCUCUUGGCCCAACGAGUCCCCAGAGUGGGAGACCACAGCGUGUUCUCUGUGUUACCAGGAGUGGGAGUGAGUUGGGGACAACAGGGUAGAUAUCCUCGAAGUAGUGGAAGCAAGAUGGAGAUUGAAAAUCCACUACUAGUAUGGAGAGAGGAGAGUGCCGUGAAUGCCGAGAGGAACGAGAGGUGCGAUUCCUGCCUCUUUACUUCGAGCAGCAGACCUGCCAGACUUACUUCCACCGGACUUGUUAGACAGUCUCGUGCUACGUGCUUUUUUUAUCAUACCAAAAGACAAACUAAUUUCUAUUUAAUUUCAUAAAGUUUCCCGACGAAAAGAUCAUCAUUUUGUUUCUUGGAUCUCUGUGUGAAAUAAGAGAGUUUAUUGUUCGUGCAACUUUUCUUCAGACCUUCGUCUUCUUGGGGGGUCACAAGAACUUCCCGUGGAAGAUUGUGUACCGGAAACUACGUGACCCGUGUGGAACACUUCUAGUCUCAAUUAUCAAGGAUACGGGUACUUCUUCUAAGGACUGUCGGUCGUGAUGAUUAUUUGACUGAGAUAUGUCGUGCUGACAAUGUUAGUGCCAACGUGUUCCUCUGUGCGACAUUGCACCAUUUUUAUCACUUUUAUAAUACUUUGUCAUGGUUGGAUUAUUCGAGAUGUCACAGCCGAGCAAUUCCAUUUUACGGAGAAACAGAGAUACGAUGGAUGGUAUAACAAUUUGGCGCAUCCGGAUUGGGGUUCGGUUGACAGCAGGCUGAUACGAAAAGUUCCUGCUGCUUAUUCCGAUGGAGUAUACAUGAUGGCUGGUCAAGACAGACCAUCUCCUAGAAAACUCAGUGAUCUUUUUAUGCAAGGAGAUGAUGGAAUGCCCUCGACAAAAAAUCAUACAGCACUAUUCGCAUUCUUUGGUCAAAUGGUCACUUCAGAAAUAAUAAUGGCAAGUGAGAGCGGCUGUCCAAUUGAAUUCCAUCGGAUCGAAGUUGAGAAAUGUGAUCCUGUUUUCGACAAGCAUUGCCAGGGGAAUAAAUACAUUCCAUUUUUGAGAGCCGAUUACGAUAGGCGAACAGGACGCAGUCCUAACAGUCCACGCGAACAGAUAAACAAAGUGACAAGCUGGAUAGACGGAAGUUUCAUCUAUUCGAGUAGUGAAGCCUGGACCAAUACGAUGAGAUCAUUCAAGAAUGGCAGCUUCCUGACGGAACCAAGUAAAAAGUUUCCGGUGAGGAAUACCAUGCGCGCACCUCUCUUCAAUCAUGCUGUACCAAAUGUUAUGCGGAUGCUGAAUCCGGAGCGACUUUAUCUGCUCGGUGAUCCAAGAUCUAAUCAGCAUCCGCCGUUGUUGGCUUUUGGAAUUCUCUUUUACAAGUGGCACAAUGUUAUUGCUACUAGAGUUCAGCGACAACAUCCUGACAUGUCAGAUGAAGAAAUCUUUCAGAGAGCUCGUCGAAUUGUCGUUGGAACGCUUCAGAAUAUCAUUAUGUACGAAUACCUGCCUACGCUUCUUGGUAAAGAACUUCCGGGAUAUUCAGGAUACAAACCUGAUCUGCACCCAGGAAUUAGUCAUAUAUUUCAAAGCGCUGCAUUUCGAUUCGGUCACACCUUAAUACCUCCAGGAAUUUAUCGACGCGAUGAAAAUUGUAUAUUUCGAAAAACCAAUAUGGGCGAACCGGCCAUUCGACUUUGUGCUACCUGGUGGGAUUCUAGCGAAAUACUUGCUAACAGUACUAUCGAGGAACUGCUAAUGGGUAUGACGUCCCAGCUUGCUGAGAAGGAAGACAAUCUUCUGUGUUCUGAUAUCAGAAAUAAUUUAUUUGGUCCUAUGGAAUUUUCACGACGUGAUCUUGGAGCAUUGAACAUCAUGAGAGGUCGAGACAAUGGAUUACCCGAUUACAAUACAGCUAGAGCACACUUUAAAUUACCACGUCGUAAAACCUGGAAUGAAAUAAAUCCUGCACUAUUCAAUAAGAAUCCUGAACUUUUGAGAACAUUUAUGGAAAUUUAUUCGAACAAUCUCAACAACAUUGACAUUUAUGUCGGAGGCAUGUUGGAAUCCACUGAUGGUCCUGGUGAACUUUUUACGGCUGUGAUAGAAGAUCAAUUUUUGAGAUUACGCGAUUCUGACAGAUUUUGGUUUGAGAACGAAGGAAACGGAAUAUUCACAAAGAAUGAAAUUGAAGAAAUUCGGAAGGUUUCUCUAUGGGAUAUUAUAACGAACACAACAAAUAUUCCUUCUUACACGAUACAGAAACAUGUAUUUGUAUGGUCGGAGGAUGAUCCUUGUCCUCAACCGUUUCAAUUAAAUUCAUCAAUGUUGGAAUCGUGUAUGCCAUUACAUCGUUACGAUUACUUCGAGGGUAGCGAACUCGUGUACAUUUAUGCUUGCAUUUUCCUGGGCUUUAUUCCAAUACUCUGUGCUGGCGUCGGAUAUGGUUUGGUAAAAUUACAAAACCGACGUAGGCGUCGCUUGAAAAUUCUCCAGGAAGCAAUACAGAAGCGGAACGACGGUCGUAUCUGUGUUGAUAAAAUGAUUGUGAGAGAAUGGCUCCAUGCUAAUUAUAGGAGGCUCGUUAAGGUCAAGUUCGGACCUGAGACGGCAUUACACAUAGUUAAUCGUAAAGGAGAAAAACUUCGUAGUUUUGAUUUCAAUAAUGUAAAUUCCAUCACCAUGGAAGAAUCUCAGGAAAGCGAGAGCGGUCAUCGUAAGCCGCUCGUCCUCCUGCGAAUUCCACGGGAUUACGAUCUCGUCCUUGAACUGGAUUCAUUGGGCUCGCGUAGAAAGUUCAUUACGAAAUUGGAGGCAUUUUUAACCUCGCAUAAGAAGCACUUCACGCUCAUACAGACCAACCGUGACAUUAUGCUUGCCAAGGCGGAAACAAAGGAGCGUCGGCAGAAAAAGCUCGAACAGUUCUUCCGGGAAGCAUAUGCUUUGACUUUUGGCCUAAGACCUGGAGAACGUAGAAGAAGAUCAGACGAUAGUGAUAGCGGCGAAGUUGUCACUGUGAUGAGAACUUCACUUUCAAAAAGUGAAUUUGCUAGUGCUUUGGGUAUGAGACCUGAUGCUGUGUUCGUGAAAAAGAUGUUUAAUAUCGUGGACAAGGAUGGGGAUGGCCGUAUAUCCUUUCAGGAAUUUCUGGAUACUGUCCUGCUAUUCUCCAGAGGCAAGACUGAAGAUAAACUUCGCAUUAUAUUUGACAUGUGUGACAAGGACAGUAAUGGCGUCAUAGACAAAGAGGAAUUAUCCGAGAUGCUAAGAUCUCUGGUAGAAAUUGCCAGAACUACUAGUCUCUCCGAUGAUCAUGUUACAGAAUUGAUCGACGGCAUGUUCCAGGAUGCUGGACUCGAGAGAAAGGACUAUCUGACGUAUAAUGAUUUUAAAUUAAUGAUGAAAGAGUACAAGGGAGACUUUGUGGCUAUAGGCUUAGAUUGUAAAGGAGCCAAACAAAAUUUCUUAGACACUUCUACGAAUGUCGCAAGAAUGACAAGUUUCCACAUCGAUCAACUUCCGCCGGAAACAUCAAAAAGCUGGGCACAGAAGCAAUGGGAUGGGAUGUCUACGUUUUUGGAAGAAAAUCGUCAGAACAUCUUUUACUUAUUUAUUUUCUACGUCAUCACCAUUGCUCUCUUCGUUGAAAGAUUUAUACAUUAUUCCUUCAUGGCUGAGCAUACAGAUUUGAGGCAUAUAAUGGGCGUUGGUAUAGCAAUAACAAGAGGAUCAGCAGCAGCUCUCUCAUUUUGCUAUAGUCUGUUACUACUCACAAUGUCUAGAAACUUAUUGACUAAGCUCAAAGAGUUUUCUAUUCAGCAAUACAUUCCUCUCGACUCUCACAUUCAAUUUCACAAAAUUGCUGCAUGUACCGCCUUGUUCUUCAGCGUUUUACAUACUGUCGGACACAUUGUAAAUUUUUAUCACGUCUCGACCCAGCCUAUUACUCAUCUAAGAUGUUUGACCAGCGAAGUCAGUUUUCCCAGCGAUGCUCGUCCAACCAUCUCUUUUUGGCUGUUCAGAACCGUUACGGGACUUACUGGAAUUCUAUUGUUUAUUGUAAUGACAAUAAUAUUUGUCUUUGCUCAUCCAACAAUAAGACAGAAAGCAUACAAAUUCUUCUGGAAAACACACAGUUUAUACGUACUUUUGUAUGCGUUGUCUCUGAUUCACGGAUUGGCACGACUAACCGGAGCACCAAGAUUUUGGAUGUUCUUUAUUGGUCCAGCUAUCAUUUAUGCCCUUGAUAAGGUCGUAAGUCUCAGAACGAAAUACAUGGCCCUUGACAUUAUAGAAACAGAACUUCUGCCAUCGGAUGUGAUAAAGAUAAAGUUUUACCGUCCGCCAAAUUUAAAAUAUUUAUCUGGCCAAUGGGUGCGAUUAUCGUGCACAGCUUUUCGUUCAAAUGAAUUCCAUUCGUUUACCUUAACAUCUGCACCGCAUGAGAAUUUCCUCUCGUGUCAUAUAAAAGCUCAAGGACCCUGGACGUGGAAGCUGAGGAACUACUUUGACCCAUGUAACUUUAACCCCGAGGACGAACAUCCAAAAAUUCAGAUAGAGGGUCCAUUUGGUGGUGGAAAUCAGGACUGGUACAAAUUCGAGGUGGCCGUUAUGGUUGGCGGUGGUAUCGGCGUUACACCCUACGCUUCCAUGCUCAAUGAUUUAGUAUUUGGUACAUCGACCAACAGAUAUUCUGGAGUUGCUUGUAAAAAGGUAUACUUCUUAUGGAUAUGUCCAUCUCACAAACACUUCGAAUGGUUUAUUGAUGUACUGAGAGAUGUGGAGAGAAAAGAUGUUACUGAUGUUUUAGAAAUACAUAUCUUCAUUACGCAAUUCUUUCAUAAAUUUGAUCUCCGCACUACUAUGCUCUAUAUCUGUGAGAAUCACUUCCAACGGUUAUCCAAGAAGAGUAUCUUCACAGGACUCAGAGCUAUAAAUCACUUUGGUCGACCUGACAUGACCUCAUUUCUCAAGUUUGUUCAGAAGAAGCACAGCUAUGUUAGCAAAAUAGGAGUAUUCAGCUGUGGCCCGAGGCCUCUAACCAAGAGCGUAAUGUCGGCAUGCGACGAGGUUAACAAAGGUCGACGACUUCCGUACUUCAUUCAUCAUUUCGAGAAUUUCGGUUAACCUCAGUUUGGGAAUACUAGUAAUUCUAGGUUCUCUUAAAAAUUCAAUAAAUGUACAUAUAUUGUAAGAAUGCGAGCGUGCGUAUGUGAUGUAUAUUUUAUAAUUUAUGAGUAUAUUCUUAUUUAAUGCGAGAUGACUAUUACGAUCGUAAUACGUAUCAGAGACUAGUAACUUAUUAGAUUUAAAAAAUAAAUUCUUAUUUAUCGAUA
Cephus cinctus (wheat stem sawfly) is the source of this 8207-nucleotide messenger RNA. RefSeq names its product dual oxidase (gene Duox). Lineage: Eukaryota; Metazoa; Arthropoda; Insecta; Hymenoptera; Cephidae. The transcript has 25 exons. Bases 3460 to 7998 code for a protein of 1512 amino acids. Gene Ontology annotation, cellular component: NADPH oxidase complex; plasma membrane. Gene Ontology annotation, biological process: response to oxidative stress; defense response; superoxide anion generation. The record is from RefSeq and is a predicted model, not a curated record. Gene Ontology annotation, molecular function: peroxidase activity; superoxide-generating NAD(P)H oxidase activity; calcium ion binding.